Molecule: messenger RNA, 5628 nt
Organism: Ostrea edulis (European flat oyster)
Lineage: Eukaryota; Metazoa; Mollusca; Bivalvia; Ostreida; Ostreidae
Product: protein draper-like
Exons: 8
Coding region: 69-3686 (1205 amino acids)
Biological process (GO): cell communication
Cellular component (GO): membrane
Molecular function (GO): scavenger receptor activity
Source: RefSeq, a predicted model, not a curated record
AUCGGAAAAUUAAGACUUCUCGUGAGAUUAUUACUUCAGACAUUGGAUAUUGGGAGUUUUCAGAGAGGAUGAAGGUCGCGCUCAUUUUCGUCCUUUGGGGAGUUUUUAAGAACACUGCAGGGGAAUAUUCCGUGGACGUGAAUCUGGUCCGCUACAAUAGGCAACCAGACAGGUGUUGUGAUGGUUUUGUCAUCUGUAACGAAUGUGACGUCUAUAUGAAGGUGUGUCUCUACCCCAGCGGAAUCACCAGUCAGCCAUGUUUUGGAGGAAACAAGGACUAUCGGGUGGAUGACACUCACGGCUUCCUGUUUAAGGACCAAUCAGAUGUUAGACAUCAUUCGCAUUAUAAAUGGAACAACCUCAGAGAAAGCAAGAUAAAUGUAACAGUCGAGAUCGUGGUCUAUGACUAUGAAUUGGUGGUAACUGACACAACUCUCGGAAUCCUCCAGUACACCUAUGUGGGUCCAUUGGUCCAGAACAAGUCCAUCACCACUUUACCGGGACGAAAACAGAUCGAGGUGGAAUUCCUUUUGAGUAUUACAUGUAGUCCACACUAUUAUGGACCAACAUGCUCCAAAUCCUGCGUACCGCGGGGUAAUAUGACAUGUGACAUUAACGGAGAUUUACGAUGCCGUCGAAACCAUUGCGGAGCUGACUGCUGUCUGGAUUGUGUAGCAUCGAGUAACUAUAAAUGCGGUAACAACGGCACAAAGAUAUGUAAGCCAUCCUUCUAUGGACGAGAUUGUUCCAUAAACUGCACCGCACGAGGGAAUCUAACAUGUGACUCUAUGGGCCAGUUGGUUUGCCGUUCCAAUCACUGUGGUCCUGAUUGUUGUAAACACUGCAAAGCACAAGGCAACCACAUUUGUAACAGCAACGGCUCCCUGACAUGUAGACAGAAUUACUACGGUGUAUCGUGCCUGAAGAAGUGUGUUCCGAAUGUCAAUCAGUUUUGUGAUAGUUCUGGGAAUCUUCACUGUAAGUCAACAUUUUAUGGCCCACAGUGUUCCUCUAAAUGCGUUAGAACUGGAAAUCUCACGUGCGACACUGGUGGUCAUCUCGUCUGCAAACCUUCCCACUGCGGAGAAGACUGUUGUGGUAAAUGCAUUGCAAGUGGGAACCAUAUUUGUGAAUCGAAUGGCACUACUGUAUGCAAGCCUUUGUAUUAUGGACAGAAUUGUUCAGUGCUCUGUGUGCCCAAUAUCAACCAAAUUUGUGACUUGAAUGGCAAUCUUACCUGUAAGGCCAAUUAUUAUGGUAUCAAUUGUUCUACAUUUUGCCUUCCUCGUGGCCACGUUAUGUGCGACGAGAACGGAAGUCAUAUAUGUCAGCCAAACUACUGCAGUGAGGAUUGUUGUGGACAAUGUAUUGCUGGCGGGAAUUUUAUAUGCAGCAACGGAACAAAAAUUUGCAAACAGAAUUAUUACGGGAGCAAUUGCAGUGUUAAAUGUAUUCCAAAUCAAAAUCAAAUUUGUGAUAAUAAUGGUGUUUUGAAAUGUAAGCCAACCUUUUACGGUACAAAAUGUUCCAUCAACUGUACACCACAAGGAAACUUAGUCUGUGAUUUGAAUGGUCAUCACGUUUGCAAGACGAAUCACUGUGAUGAGGAUUGCUGUGAAGCUUGUAUUGCGCGUGGAAAUCAGGUCUGUAACAGCACAGGUUCUUUAGUGUGUAAGCAAACCUAUUACGGAAUGAACUGUUCUAAACGUUGUAUUCCACAUGGAAAUAGAGUAUGCGAUCAUUCGGGAAAUUUGAAGUGUAAGGAGACUUUUUACGGAUCUAAUUGUUCCACCAAAUGUGUCGCCGUAGGAAACCUCUCGUGUAAUUCGAAUGGUAUACUUGUUUGCAGUCAGAAUCAUUGUGGCCUUGAUUGCUGUGGUCAAUGUAUCGCAUCCGGGAAUCAGAUUUGUACAACAAACGGUACGCUUAUCUGCAAGCCCGAAUAUUACGGAAUAAACUGUACAACACGAUGCGUAGAAGGUAAAACUACUACAUGUGACUCGAAUGGAAAUAUUACCUGUAAAAGAAAUCAUUUUGGACCACAUUGUGUAGAGUUUUGUAUUCCACGCGAUAAUUUCAUAUGUGACAGUAAGGGUCGCCUUAUUUGUAAACCGGGUUAUUGCGGGUCGGAUUGUUGUGGAAUCUGUGUGGCUUCCGGUCACAAGGUCUGCUCAAGCAACCAGAGCCUUGUAUGUAAAGAUCAUUACUACGGACGUUAUUGUAUGAAGUUCUGUUUAUCAAAAGGAAAUAAAGUUUGCGAUACACAAGGCAAUCUUGUGUGUAAAACAAACUUCUACGGAAGAAAUUGUGAUAUUCUCUGUACAUCGACCGGGAAUUUCACAUGUGAUGAAAACGGUAAUAUCCAAUGUAAACCCCAUCACUGUGGGUCGGACUGCUGUGGAGAUUGCAUUUCCGGUGUUCACAGUAAAUGCGCCAUCAAUGGUACAAAAAUAUGUAAGGACAAUUAUUAUGGGUCCAAAUGUUCCAUCUACUGCAAAGCCGAUCAUCACCAACGCUGUAACAUGAACGGAAAAAUAACUUGUGUAGAUAAUUAUUUUGGAAACAAAUGUCAAACAUACUGCAUUCCUAAAUACAAGAAUCAAAUUUGCAAUUCUCAGGGCAAGUUGGAAUGCGAUUCAUUCUAUUAUGGUGAUGAUUGCAGCAUAUUAUGUACUCCUACUGAGAUUUUUGAGUGUGAUGGUCAGGGUAAAAGACGGUGCAAAAAAACAUACUGCGGGUCAAUCUGUUGUAAGAACUGCAUCGCAACAAACACAACGAUCUGCGAUACAGCCGGGAAUACCAAGUGUAAGGAGACAUAUUAUGGACCUAACUGUACCACCUACUGCAACCCCACGACUAAUUACCACUGUGGAAAAAAUGGCGAAAAGUUAUGCAAUAAAGGAUAUACAGGAAAGAAUUGUCAGGAUACAAGUACUACAUCUACAUUUAUGAUAGCGAGUACAUCUCCAGCUUCUUCCAUUACCUCUCCAAGGACCACACAAUCAGGGACGACGGGGUCUUAUACUAAAACAAGAACUGAAACAACAGCAGCCUCCACAACAACUAAAGCACCAUCAAUCACCACCACAAAAACUGCAGCCCUAAAAUCCUCAACAAUAACUGAAGUAUUAACAACUUCCUCACCAACAAAGACAACCACAAGUAAACCCUUAAACAAGUUCUCCACCACCACACCAAGCCAGCCUCCCCUUCAUACAUCAGGAAGGAUGUCUCAAUCAACGAUACGAGGGGUGGGAAGAGUGACUUCCACACCAGUUCAACAUCAUCCCAAUGCCCAGCGUACCUCGACGACAGGUUCAUUAUACGCCCCCAGUCAAACUGCAGUGGACAACAAAAGCUGGGUUGAGAAACACUUGCCUGCUGUUGGAGGAUGCAUCGGGACAGCAGUAGUGGUACUUGUCAUUGUGAUAUUUGUGGUGCUGCGCUUGAAGAAGCAAAGAAAACGUCCGACUGCUGAAAAGACGAAGAUAUUUGGCGACAAUAGCGUUGGGUUUCAAGAUAACCUUGAUCUCAACGUGAUAGACCAAGAAGAGGCUGCAACGUUUGACAAUCUAACUUACGGUACAACGAAAUCGGUAUCGAUCAUCCCAAAACAAGAGGUUGUCCAAUCAAAUGUCUCAUUACAAUUGGCGGACGCCGCUAGUGUAAACAGUAUGGAAGUUUGACAAGUUGUUAUACAAACAUUUCGCUGGCUAUACCAUUCAAUGGACAUAUAAUUUUCACUUUGCAUUUGUUAUUGUUUGGGUUUUUUUUUCAUUUAAAGUUUUCUUCUUCAAUGGGGGCCUCAACUAUGAUAUUCAAAUGCUAUUGAGACAUCAUAGACAUAAUCAUUCCUUUUCCGGACAGAAUAAGAAAAAGAGAAAGUAUAGAAAUACAUAUGUCUGCUAAACAUCAAAUGUUAAUUUCUAAAACUACAUGUAUAAUCAAUAAUAAACAAUAGUUGCUCUCUCUCUCUCUCUCUCUCUCUCUCUCUCUCUCUCUCUCUCUCUCUAACAAUGUCAUGCAAUACGUGUGGAAAAAUAAAUAGACACUACAACUCAUUUUCCACAUUUUAAUCAGCUUUCAUUUUUAAAAACACGUAUCAAUAUUAAAUGAUAGAAAUCAUAUAGAUACUGAUAAUUUAUAACAAUUUGAAUGUAUCAAUUUGCUCUCCAUUGCGCUUUGAAGAAGGGGAUUAUUUUAUAAGAAGGGUAUUAUUCCCUGCUUCUGAUGAUUAAGUAAUUAUAAAUGAUUAUUCUAACGGAAACCCUUCCAUGCAUUUUUUAAAACUAACACGUGACUAGUUCAGAUAAAAUAGCACUUACUUCUUGGCUACUGAUCCCCAGGUAAACUUUAUCCUCAUCCGUAUAUAUCCUGUUCUAUUCUAACCCCCUAUCUCGAAUAAUUUGUCAAACUUUUGGUAUCCACUGUAUGCUUUCUCUUACUGGACGACAUGCUACCCUGUUCACCGUCAGUAUGCGAGGAGUCUCGAUAUAUUUUUUACAGGGCCGUGUCAAAAAGUAUGUAUUUUUGCGUUUGAAGGAGAUUUUUCAACUUUCGAAGUGUGAUUUUUCUCGCAAAGCUUAUGCAUUCAACUAUGUGACAAAAUUUGAGAAAACUCUGGUAAAAUUGUAAUUUUACGAUUCGUUUUCGCAAAAUCAGCUGUAGUUUCUCUUUUAAUUGACCAAAUGUAUGUGGUUAUGCUCAAACAGUAGAAAGUAUUGCUAAAACAGUUAAGAAAGACCUUAUGUUCUCCUUUAAUACAAUGCUAUUUUGAUUAUGUCUGUUCUUCUUGGUAUUGUGGUAUUGGCAAACAACUUGAACAAAAAUUGUAAGUAACCCAAAACAAAGUUGUCAGAUUAAUUUUAAAUAUAGGUCCUAGAGCUAGCAUUUCUAGUGACAUUCUAGACUCUUUGGGCGUGUUAAAAGUGGAUGACAGAGCUACUCAACUAAGAUUGAACCAUGUAUUUAAUAUAUUUCAUGGUAAAGCCCCACAUUAUCUCUAUGAUCGAUUUGUUCUAAACAAUAAUACUACUAGAAGUGCUACAAACAAAAUUUUUUAUCAUACCUAAGAUAAAAAGCAAAGAAUCUUCUUGUUUGGUUUUUUACAGUGAUAUCAAAGAUUGGAAUAAUUUACCUUUAAAUACAAAAGAGUUGGCAACUAAGCAAACUUUUUUUUAAAAAGCUGUAAAGUCCUUAUUAGCCAACAAGGCAAGGGGCAUAACCAGAUAGCAUGUCCAAUUUUGUUCAAUACUUACUAGUGGUUUUUUUUUUAACACUAGUAUGUCUGAAGCUUGUCAUUUUUCAAUGCAUUAUGCAACUAUUAAUCAAACCUGCCAAAAUUCCAAUUGUUAGUCAUGUAAUGUUUAUUGUUUUUGUCUGUUGAUCAUAUAUAUUGUAUAAAUAUAAGGACCCCAUUUAAAAUAAUAAGCUAAUUUAAGCUUUUAUGGGUUAUCCUAGGUUAAGAUACCAUCAUUUGUCAUGUUAUUCAUACAGUCACUUAUUCUUUAACUGUUAUAACUGCAUAGUGCUAUAGAUUAUGCCAGGUUUCAAUUUGUUAUUUUAAAUUUACAAUCAUGACACUCUGUGAUAUUUUAUACCUGAAUAAAAUGAAAAACAAUUCAUGAA